This is a messenger RNA of Halteromyces radiatus, 1293 nucleotides long. Its product is annotated as PQ loop repeat-domain-containing protein. The record is from RefSeq and is a predicted model, not a curated record. Bases 56 to 1153 code for a protein of 365 amino acids. The transcript is spliced from 4 exons. Lineage: Eukaryota; Fungi; Mucoromycota; Mucoromycetes; Mucorales; Cunninghamellaceae.
UUUUUUUUGAACAUUUUUUAUUUUUAUUUUUAUUUUUUUUUGAUAUCUAUUUAAUAUGACACAAUGUAUACCUAUGAAAGAUGGUAUACCUUUUAUACCUUGGAUUUAUUAUAUCUUUGGUGAUUGUACGUAUGGUUUUUUAGAUGCAUCCAGUGUAUUAUUAGGUUAUUUAUCGAUCUUAUUUUGGUUGAAUGCACAGUUCCCACAAGUGAUUGAAAAUUAUAGACGAGGCUCAGCUGAAGGACUUUCUAUCAACUUUUUAUCUAUAUGGCUUGCUGGUGACAGUGCUAAUUUAAUUGGAUGUAUCCUCACAAAUCAACUUCCGUUUCAACGAUAUCUUGGAAUAUACUUUGUUGCGAUUGAUAUCUGCUUAUUGGGUCAAUACCUUUAUUAUAGCAAGUGGCAACAUAGAGGACGAUCAACUAACCGCAGAAAGACUCAGUAUGAAUCAUCACCACCAAAUCUUUUUACCGCGGCAUUCCAACAUCCAUCCGUGCAAACACCACUACUAAUUCAAGCUCAAUCAUUAGAAGAUGAAAUCACUCCUUAUUCUGUAUCAUCAUCACCUAACAAAUGGUAUACUUUGACGCAACAACAACAACGGGAUGAAAAUCUUUUCAAAACUUUCUCUACUGGUUCUUCAUCAUCUGUCACAUCCGCAGCAUCAGUAUCAUCAUCAUCAUCAUCCAAGAUGAAAACAGCUGUUACAGGUUUAAUGUCGAUUAUGCUUCUUGGAUUGAAUACGUUCUCUAAUACAUCUACAUUGACCACUACAACAACUAUGUCAUCUUCCUCCUCAUUGGUGGCUACUACAGUAAACUCUGAUCCCCUGAUCAUUGGUAGUCUAUUUGCUUGGACUUGCACUACAUUAUACCUGAUGUCACGUAUUCCUCAAAUUAGAAAGAACAUCAAGCGACGGUCAGUGGAUGGUUUAUCUCCUUCUUUAUUUGUAUUUGCAGCUUGUGGUAAUCUUACAUAUGCCUCAAGUAUCCUACUCCACCCAGGUCAAACCCGUGAAUCUAUUAUGGAGGCUCUUCCUUAUUUGAUUGGUAGUGCCGGAACCUUAUCAUUCGACUUUACUAUCUUCCUACAAUAUAUCUAUUACACUAGAAGAAAGAAUCAACUUUGCAAGAAUAAUUUAGUCUCAGUAUAGAAUUAUUUGAUCCCCACCCUUCUUCUCUGUUGAUACCAUUAUUCCCCUUUUUAUCAUUGUAUAUAGUCUCUUCUUUUCUUUCCUUUUCUUUUCUUUUCUUUUCUUUUCUUUUUUUUUUUGUAUAUAACUAAUAAACUAGC